ACUACUGCAAAGAAAAAGAGAAAAAGUGAAAGGUUCAAAAAACAAACCCUCAUAAAGAUUCUCCUCAAUCAUCGAUAAACACUUCCCCAACAGUCUUUCUUGAACUAGAGAAAAUUUGGAAUAGAAAUCAAUCUCAACACCUUCUAGCAAUUCCCUGAUGGCCCUUUCAAUAACAAAUAGAUUAACAUCAUCUUAUUUUUCAACUUUCCCAUGUUCCUUUUCUGUGUCCAUAUUUAUAAUUCUAUUUAUACUUCCAUUUCUCAUUCCAACACAAGCUCAAUCAAGACUCUGCAGAAAAUCUUGUGGUGGCAUUCCAAUUCAAUACCCUUUUGGCUUAGAUGAUGGAUGUGGCAGUCCAUAUUACAGGCAUAUUCUUGUUUGUACAGCAGAUAUGCUUGAGUUUAGAACACCUUCAGGCAGAUACGCUGUUAAAAAUAUAAACUAUUCAGAUCCUCACAUUCUUGUCACUGACCCCUUUAUGUGGAAUUGCCUAGACGGCGAUAAUUUUCGCCCGACAAGGCCAUUUAGCCUAGAUACUAGCACACAUUUCACUCUAUCACCUCAAAAUGAUUACCUUUUUUUCAACUGUAGUGAAAAAGAUGUGAUCAUUGAGCGAAAACCAACUUUCUGUGAGCGUUUUCCUGAACAGUGUGAUUCGACCUGUGAUAGUUCGAGUUAUCUUUGUAGGCACUUACCUGAAUGUGCUAAUGGAUUGAGGAGUAGCUCUUGUUGUUCUUACUAUCCUAAAGCUACAGAGUCUUUGAGACUUAUGUUGAAGCAUUGUGCAACUUAUACUAGUGUGUAUUGGAGAAAUCUUGGUGUAACUCCGGCUUUUAAUGAGGUCCCUGAGUAUGGGAUUAGAGUUGGUUUUGAUAUUCCAGUGACUACGCGAUGCCUCAAGUGUCAAGAUUCUGAUAAGGGAGAUGGCAUAUGUGGGUUUCAUACAGAGAGACUCAAUUUUUUGUGCCUGUGUAACAAAGGAAACAGUACAACCAACUGUAAUGAUAGUGAAAAUUCGCACAGGAAGCCUGGAGUUGUUGCAGGGACUGCAACUGCAGUAUCAGUUGCAGGGGCAUUUGGAAUUGGAGUUGGUGUAUGGUACUUGAAGAAAGUGAGAGCAAAAGCACCAGUAACUCAUGGAGUUCAAAGCAAUGAGAACAGACUAUUCUGAGUUCACUUUGAAUUUGGAAAUGGAAGAAAAGACAGACAUAAAGAAAUAGUAUGCAAAUAUAGUGAAUAUGAUUGAACUUGCUAUUCUAUGUUCCAAAAUCAGCAUAUUUUGUGAGUCCAUGAUUUGAUACUCAAACUCCAUUUCCUUUGUGAAUCUAAAGUCUCUAUCUCUUUAA
This is a messenger RNA of Nicotiana attenuata, 1346 nucleotides long. RefSeq lists its product as uncharacterized. Gene Ontology annotation, molecular function: polysaccharide binding. NCBI's taxonomy places the organism in Eukaryota, Viridiplantae, Streptophyta, Magnoliopsida, Solanales, Solanaceae. The record is from RefSeq and is a predicted model, not a curated record. The transcript is spliced from 3 exons. The coding region runs from base 158 to 1171 and encodes 337 amino acids.